Cladophialophora yegresii CBS 114405 is the source of this 1203-nucleotide messenger RNA. RefSeq lists its product as uncharacterized. NCBI's taxonomy places the organism in Eukaryota, Fungi, Ascomycota, Eurotiomycetes, Chaetothyriales, Herpotrichiellaceae. The record is from RefSeq and is a predicted model, not a curated record. Gene Ontology annotation, cellular component: cytoplasm. Bases 1 to 1203 code for a protein of 400 amino acids. The transcript has a single exon.
AUGGAUGAUGACGACGAUGAAGUCCCAGAUCUCAUUGAAACGGAGAAGAACGAAAUCAGUCAACCUGACAAAGACGGGACCAGUACCCCGAAGAAGGUCCCCAUCACGAUCGUGACGGGCUAUCUCGGGGCCGGCAAGACAACAUUACUAAAUUACAUUCUGACGGCCGAGCACGGGAAGAAGAUCGCCGUGAUCCUCAACGAGUUCGGCAACACAGCGGACAUUGAGAAAUCCCUGACGGUCAACCAAGGAGACCAGUCCUCCACGGAAUGGAUCCCCCUCGCGAACGGGUGCAUCUGCUGCAGCGUCAAGGAUUCUGGCGUGGCAGCGCUAGAGUCGCUGGUCGAACGGCAGAAGAAUUUCGACUACAUCCUGCUCGAGACCACGGGGGUGGCGGACCCGGGUAACAUUGCACCCAUGUUCUGGCUGGACGAAGGCCUGGGGAGCAGUAUCUACCUUGACGCGAUCGUGACGGUCGUGGAUGCCAAGAACAUCCUGAGAAGUCUGGACGAGCCUGCUCCCGAGGAGAUCCCGGACGAUGAAACGGCCGACCAUGAGCACAACACGCCCCUCCUCACGACGGCCCACCUCCAAAUCUCCCACGCCGACACCAUCAUCCUCAACAAGACGGACCUCGUCUCCGACGUGGAACUCUCCGCCGUCGAGGCACGAAUAUCUUCCAUCAACGGUGUGGCCCUAAUGAUCCCCACGAGCCGUUCCCACGUCGACAACCUAAGUGGUACGAUCCUAGAUCUCGAGGCUUAUUCGACCUUCCCCACGACCACGUCCUCAAGCGGCGGAACUGCAAUGCCCGACUUCGCAUCCAAGGGCCACUCGCACCUCGACCCGACGCUUUCCACGUUUACCGUUCCCUUGCCGCCAUUCGAGCCGCAGAAAUUGCCUCUCCUCGUCGGCUGGCUGGAGACCAUCCUUUGGGACGCGGACGAGCGCCAGAAAGGCAAGGGUACAAAGUAUGAAGUGCACAGGACCAAAGGGCUAAUCAGAUGUACCGAUGGGACUAGUCGGGUUGUGCAGGGUGUGCGCGAGAUCUUUGAUCUGAUCGAAGUGCCGCCAACGUCGCCAACUGGGAAUGCGAAUGCGAAGGGGCCACAAACAGAAGAUGGCAAAGUUGUAUUUAUCGGGAGGAAUGUCCAUCUGAUCGAAGAGAUAGAGAUAGAGAGAGAGAAUCGAGGUCUUGGAUGA